Molecule: messenger RNA, 1997 nt
Organism: Lineus longissimus
Lineage: Eukaryota; Metazoa; Nemertea; Pilidiophora; Heteronemertea; Lineidae
Product: zinc finger protein 480-like
Exons: 3
Coding region: 226-1518 (430 amino acids)
Biological process (GO): regulation of transcription by RNA polymerase II
Cellular component (GO): nucleus
Molecular function (GO): RNA polymerase II transcription regulatory region sequence-specific DNA binding; DNA-binding transcription factor activity, RNA polymerase II-specific
Source: RefSeq, a predicted model, not a curated record
AAUGACGGUUUUCUCCUUUUCUUGGGUGAAAAUUGUUGUCAAAGGAAAAGUGUCCAAAAAUAACAAGGCUUCUUACAUUUGUGCUUUUAGACAAUCUUUUGAGUUUGCAUCAUAACUUGUACGACCUUUAAAUCAUUCAAAUAGGAUAAAUAUAGUCGUAUGAACUGCAGAAUUGGAUAGGGAUUUGCCAGAGAAGGCCAUCCUCUCCUGGUGAUACCAAGCAAUAUGGAUAUCAAGGAAGAGCCUGGCGAAAGUCUACAAGUGUCAAAUGCUGAUGUAUCAGACAUGAAGAUAAAAGUAGAACCGGGGCUGGAGACAAAUAGUGGCCUUGAAUCAGUCUCACUGGAACUGUCACACAUGCCAGAAGCUAAAUCAGUCAUGGCUCAUCUUAGCGUUAAAAUGAAGGCCCCAGAUUUGUGCACAGACUUGAUUCCUGAAUUGCCUGACACUGGUACAGAACUGGGACUGAGAGACAUGACACCUGUGAUCAUCAAAUCAGAACCUGAAGACCACACUGACGUCCCUGACAGCGACAUUCAGGACAUUGGUUCAUCUGAACGUUGUUUAGAACCACAACCUGUCUUGUUAGUGGAAAACACGGCACAUUCAGGUUGUUUCCCUAGUGGCCCUGGUACGAGUGCUGAUUAUGCUGUCAUGUCAUUAGUGACAGAGCAGACCACUCAGAUGAUCGCCGUCACUUUUGAAGCUGGGGAUGGGACGUAUUCUGAUUGUACCUUUAAUGCUGUGGUGGAGAACAUUGCCUUUGUAGCGACAGGAGAAGGUAGAAACCCAAGUGUAUUGGAGAAAGAGGUGGAACUCUCCGAUGAUGAUGUCAUAAUUGUGGAAACUGGAAAAAAUGAUCAAUCAACUGCGAGUUGUUGCACAGAGCCUGAAGCUCACAGCAAGGCAAUGGAGAUGGAAAGUGAAGAGUCUGAGACUAAUGAAGGAAGUGGUUCGUCAGACGAGUUCGAUACUACGCCAGAUGAAGCGGUUGCAGUCCCUCAGCAAAAAUUUGAAUGUCAAUAUUGCGGCAAAGCUUUCUUGACGAAAUUCUACCUGGGGAAACAUGAGCGCCUUCACAACGGUGAAAAACCUUACAAAUGCAAGCAAUGCUGCCGUUAUUUCAGCGCGAUGUGGCAGUUGAUGGAUCAUAUGCAUACACACGCCAAGGCAUUGGAUUAUAUCUGUAAACACUGCGGUGAGACCUUUAAGAAUGGGUCCUACUGGAGACAACAUGAAAGAGCACAUGCAAAUAAGAAACUGCAUUGUCACCUGUGUGGACGAGUCUUCAUCAAAAAGCUUUACCUUCUCUACCACAAGAAGUCAUUUCAUGGUUUAGAUGUGAAGAAUAAACCGUUGAAAUGUAGCAGCUGUCCGAAGACGUUUCACCGUAUCCAGGAUCUUGACCUCCAUCGAGCGGUUCACUUGAAAUAUUUUGAAUGUGAUCAGUGUGGCGAGAAGUUUAACCAUAAACAUCUCAUGUCGAGGCAUAAGAAUAAAGUACAUUUGUCAAUAUAAAAGUGUAGCAUGUCUUUGUGUCUCCAGCAUGCACACUGAUGAGUUCACAUGCUAAAACCACGAUUUUGGAAAAGAAAAGAUAAUUAUUGUAAACUUUAUCACGGGAGGUGAUGUUAGCCCGGAUCUGAAAACCAAACCGUCUCAAUGCAAACUUGUGGCAUCCCUGGUAUCAAUCAUGUAAAAAGAUUCACUUGUUCUGUCGUUUAGUCUCGGUAGAAAAGUCUCCUCAAAAACACUUUGAUUUUGAGAGGCGAGCCCCCCCCCCCCCAGGACUUGGACUCGACACUUAAGAGACACUGUAAUUCCUGAGGUCCAAUUCUUGGAAAACUCUGUUGAUGUGUGGCAGUGCGGAUGCAAGAGAACCAAUGUCACAAGAUCAUUUAGUUCACAAGAUCCUACAACAUGUAUUUAUUGCCAAGCUGUCAAAGUCAAAAAUAAGCUGUCAAAAAUAUGUUGUUGUCUUCUAGUCCUAAUAAAGU